Penicillium salamii is the source of this 18255-nucleotide messenger RNA. The record is from the annotation of a GenBank genome assembly. Lineage: Eukaryota; Fungi; Ascomycota; Eurotiomycetes; Eurotiales; Aspergillaceae.
AUGGCUCAAUCCACUCAGUGCAAUCUUCCUCGAUUCGCCUCUGCGGUCGAUGGUCCCAAACGCCCAAUCUCGAUAAAGACAAAACCAACGGAUUCGCAAAAUGCGCAGUUAUCAACCGCAUGGUCUGAAGGCCGCUUGGAGUCUAUCAUGCAAGCGACAUGGGCUCUCGUUCUACACUACUAUAUCCGAACCGAGGAUAUCUCCUUCGGUUACCAACUUCUCGCGGGCGAUUCAUGCCCGCAAUCUGUACAGCGCACGAGUGGUGAAAUUUCGACCAUCCGCAUUUCAAUCAACGACGACGACUCUCUCACGAAAAUUGUAGAUAAGGUUUGCGCAACCGCUUCGGAGAGACAACCUGCAACCUCGGAGGCCUCUGAAGGCCACUUUCCUUUCAAUACCAUUGUCACGCUGCGUACAUAUGAUCCAUCAAUCGCCGACUCUGCCCCUUUGGUUGCCACCGCGCUCCCGGACGAGUGUCAAGUCCGUCUUCAUGUGAAGGUCCUGAAUGGAGACAUCGGCAUUUUCCUCGAAUGGCGCCAAGGCGACAUGUCCGAGAAUCAGAUGAAGAGCGUGGGCAACAUUUUUGAGCAGUUCCUUGCCAAAAUCCUUUCUGCCGAGAACACCGCUAUUAGCCAGCUUAAUUUGUUCACGGAAAAUGAUUGGGAACGUAUCUGCAAGUGGAACUCCGCCAUUCCACACCUUUAUGACCGAUGCAUCCACGACGCCAUCCAUGACCAGAUGGUAAGCGGGCCAGACCGUGAGGCUAUUUGCGCAUGGGAUGGCAGUUUGACAUUCGGCGAGCUAGACCACCAUGCCUCGAAGCUUGCGUGUCACCUUCGCAUGCAGGGUAUCGGCCCGGAAACUCGCGUGGCUUUGUGUUUCGAGAAAUCGAAAUGGAACGUCGUUGCAAUGCUGGGCGUUAUGAAAGCCGGGGGAGCCUUUUCUCCUCUCGAUCCAACUCACCCCACGUCACGACUGCAGAGUCUCGUCAAAUCACUUGAAGCUUCGGUUGUGCUGUGCUCUGAGAAACAUGUCGAGAAAUUGCGACCAAUCGUGAAGACCUUAAUACCCCUUUGCGCGGAGACCCUGGACUCUCUGUCCGACCCGGCGGAUAGUGUUGAUCUCGCAUCAGGUGUGACAAGUCAAAAUGCAGCUUAUGUUCUGUUUACUUCCGGAUCAACUGGCGAACCUAAGGGAACUUUGCUAGAGCAUCGUGCGUUCCUGUCCAGUGCGAUGGUGCAUGGUCCCAGACUGCAUAUCUUCCGCGAAUCACGGGUGCUCAACUUUGCUGCACACACAUUUGACGCGAGCCUGGCUGAGAUUCUGACGCCUCUCAUCCAUGGUGCCUGCGUUUGUAUCCCCAGUGAAGAGUCUCGACUCAAUGAUAUUGUCACCCCUAUCAACGAAAUGCGAGUCACCCAAGCAACCUUCACCCCAUCUUUUAUCGGCUUCAUUGAUAUCGACAGUGUGCCGGGACUGGAAACUUUGAUUCUCGCUGGCGAGGCAAUGUCGCAGUCACAACUGGCUACCUGGUCCAGAAUUCAAUUGGUGAACGGGUAUGGACCUACCGAGGCAAGUGUAGCGUGUGUCUUGAACUCCUAUGUCACACCAGACACCGAUUGCAAAGAUAUCGGCCUCCCUGUCGGUGUCAGGGCUUGGCUUGUGAACCCUGAGAAUCAUGAUGAGCUAGUCCCAGUGGGGUGCCCAGGAGAACUACUUUUGGAAGGCCCGUCCCUGGCCCGAUGCUACGUGAACAAUCCGCAAAAAACCAACGAAUCCUUCAUCUAUGACCCGGCCUGGACUCAACUCGACCCCAAUAAUACCCCUAAUCGAAGACUCUACAAGACUGGUGACUUGGUUCGAUACAACGCGGAAACAGGUGCUUUAAAUUACAUUGGCCGGAAGGAUACCCAGGUCAAAGUGCACGGUCAACGCAUCGAACUUGGUGAGAUCGAGAAUCAGCUGAGUACCGACCCGCACGUCACUCACUGCUCUGUAUUCUUCCCCAAAUCCGGCUUUUCAAAGGGUCGGUUGGCGGCCGUUCUCUCCUCCACGGGUUUGCUUGCUGAACAGUCCGACUCGGAUGCGGAGCCUUUACGACUAAUCUCUGCCUCGAAAAAGGCUGAGCUAGUCUCUGGCGUCCGAGAGCGCUUAUCCACACGUCUCCCCACUUAUAUGGUACCAGCUGUUUGGCUUUGUGUCGAAGCUCUGCCUCUCUUGCCGUCCGGGAAACUCGAUCGUAAGGGUAUCUCAACUUGGGUUGCCGGAAUGGAAAGUGAUCCUGAUAUCCUGAGUGGUGCCUCUGCCUUGGUGAUCGACGCAGAGGCUACCCAGCCCGCAAACGAGAGAGAGGAAGCACUGGCUGCUGUAUAUAGCCGUGUUCUCAACAUUCCCCAGAACCAACUCAACCUCAAUGAGAGCUUCCUAGCUCUCGGAGGUGAUUCAAUCGCCGCCAUGACAUGUAUUGGCUUCUGCAAGAAGCGCGGGUUCGCUCUUUCAGUACAGGAACUGCUGCGCAGCAAGUCAAUUCGUGACCUCGCCACCCGCGCGAAGACGAUCGAGCAUCUCACAACCUAUGAAGAAGCUGUCGAUGAACCAUUCAACCUAUCCCCCAUUCAGGUGCUCCACUUCGGCGUCCGCAAAGAAGGUCAGGGCCACUUCAACCAGGGCAUUCUUACCCGCCUCAACCGUCCGCUCGGAGAACAAGCCCUUCGCAAGGCAGUUGAAAGCUUGAUUUCCCGCCAUUCGAUGCUCCGUGCUCGCUACACUGACACAGGGUCUGCCACUGCCUCAAGUCAGCACAUCACUCGCGACAUUCAAGGUUCUUACCGAUGGCGCCUGCACAAUGUCGAGAGUAUGCAAGAGGCCAACACACAUAUUGCGGAGAGUCAAGCCUCCAUCAAUUGCUUCUCUGGUCCAAUGUUGGCUGUUGAUUACUUUACAUUGAAGGAUCAGCCCGACAUCCUCUCAAUGACCGCCCACCAUCUCGUUGUUGAUAUUGUCUCCUGGAGAAUCAUUCUGGAAGACUUGGAAGACUUUAUUCUGAAUCCUGAAAAAUCGGUCAGCAAUGAUGGAUCACUCCCUUUCCAGACCUGGUGUCGCUUGCAAGAGGAGCACUGUGAAAGUAUGCGCGCCGAGCAGAAGGUCGCAACUGACGUGAUACCAGCUCCGGACUUUGCCUACUGGGGUCUCGAAAACACGAGUACUACAUAUGGUGAUGUUGACUGUGCCUCCUUUGAGAUCGAUCCCGCACACAGCAAUGCCAUUUUAUUGGAGUGCAGUAAAGCACUUGGGACCGAGCCAAUCGAUCUGUUCCUCGCAGCGAUGCUCCACUCGUUUGGCCGAUCAUUCCCCGAUCGUGCACUGCCGACAAUCUUCAACGAAGGGCACGGACGUGAAGUGUGGGACUCCUCCCUGGACAUCUCUCACACAGUCGGCUGGUUCACCAUCGUUCAUCCCAUCUUCCUUUCCGCAUUCAACGCAGACAGUCCAAUUGAGACUCUGAUUCAAGUCAAGGAUCUUCGUCGCAGGGUCACUGACAAUGGUCGCGCUGAUUUCACCAACCGGGUCCUACCCGCCGAGGGCCGCCAAGGACCAGACCACCCUCACCCCUUCGAGAUGUCCUUCAACUAUGUUGGCCAGCAUCGCGACCUCCAGCGGACAGAUGGUUUGUUCCAGCUUGUUGACGCGAUGGCUGGUGAAGCAGGCCAAGGAGGUGGCGCUGCUGAUUUCGGACGCGACACUCCUCGAUUCGGAUUGUUUGAGAUCUCGGCCAUGGUCGUCGGUGGUAAAAUCAGGUUCAACUUCUCUUUCAACAAAUUCAUGAAUCACCAAACUCGCAUUCACGAAUGGGUUUCCAACUGCCAGCAGCUUCUUGUCUCACUCUCCGAGCAGCUUCCCGCUCUAUCGCCACGACUGACUCUGAGCUCUUUCCCUAUGCUCUCCCUGACUUACCCGGUCUUGGAUCAGUUGCUCAACGAGAAGCUGCCAGCUAUGGGCAUCGAGUCUGCCGAUCUCGUCGAGGACAUUUAUCCUUGCUCUCGCAUGCAACAGGGUAUUCUACUCGGUCGCAAGCGAGAUAGCUCCUACUAUGCGGUCCACGAUACGUUUGAAAUUCGCGCGACAGGUUCGAGCAAGCCGAAUCUCGAUAGACUUUUGAUGGCCUGGCAACAGGUUGUGUCCCAUCAUGCAAUGUUCCGGACCAUCUUCGUUGAGAAUCUGACUCCCCGGGACCCCUUCUGUCAAGUCGUGCUGAAGCAUUACGAUGCUGCUCCUUUGUUGCUGCACUCGGCAACUGACGAUGAUGUUCUGGCUACCUUCAAUAAGCAGGAGGCCAAGGACUACGCUGAUAUUACCCCGGCCUACCGCUUCACCGUUUGCCAAGCAGCAUCCGGAAGGCUCUUCGCACGCCUGGAGAUGAGCCAUGCUGCGAUGGAUGGUAACUCAAUCUCCAUCAUUCUUCGCGACAUUCAAUUGGCUUAUGCAGGAAGGCUAGAGGAGAACCCUCAGCCCCUGUUCAAGGAUUAUAUGGAAUAUCUGCAAGACGCACCGCGAGAUAUCAGUAUCAACUAUUGGUCAUCUUACCUCAAUGGAGCGAAGCCUUGUCUGUUCCCCGUGCUUAAUGAUGGGGAUCAAUUUGGAAAGAGUCUGAAAUCAAUCCCGGUGCAUUUCACUGGGCUUAGCAAGCUCCAGAUGGUCUGCGAGCAGCGUGGCAUUACAUUGGCCAAUGUUUUCAAUGCCGCCUGGGGUCUCACCCUUCGCGCUUUCUGUGGCACUGACGAUGUUUCCUUCAGUUAUAUGGCAUCUCUACGUGACCUCCCAGUGGACAACAUCAGAUGGGUCAUUGGUCCAGUCAUUAACCUUUUGGUCUGUCGAAUGAAGAUGUCUGCGGACUCCAAGCUCAGCGAAAUCUUGCACCAAGUUCAGAAUGACUACCUGGAAAGUUUACCUCACCGCCACACCUCGCUCAUUGAUAUUCAACAUGCUUUGAAGAUGUCUGACAGCAACCUUUUCGACUCGGGUGUUUCUUAUCGUCGACUUCCAGGUUCAAAGGAUGCUGUCAGCAGCGAGAUCGAGUGCGCCGAGCUUGGAGCUAUCCAUGAUCCUGCUGAAUUCCCUGUUUUCAUGAAUAUCGAGUCUGAAGAUACGGAAGCUCAUAUCGAUCUCAACUACUGGACUACGACCCUCUCGGACGCACAAGCCGCCAAUGUUGCAAACACAUAUCUUCGUUGCCUUGAAAACAUCACAUAUCAUAUUGACGAAGAGCUCCGGCAGCUGGACAACGUCGGGGAGCAAAAUAGAGCGCAGAUCAUGACUUGGAACAACAAGAACCCCCAACCCUUCGAAAAGUGCGCCCACCAGGUCGUCCAAGAAAUGGCCAAGAAGCGCCCGGAAUCCCUAGCAAUCACGGCUUGGGAUGGCAACCUCACAUAUGCCAAGCUAGACCAGUACUCCUCCCGUCUUGCUAGCUAUUUGGUCACAUUCGGUGUUGGUUCUGGCACCCUUGUUCCAGUUUGCUUCGAGAAGUCGGUUUGGAAUACCGUGUCCGUCAUUGCUGUCAUGAAAGCUGGUGCUGGGUGUAUUCCAGUUGACACACCUCAAAGCAUGGCUUUGGUUGAGAAGUGGAUCGUGGACAAUACCGUCCAAGUUGCUCUGGCUUCCCCGGAGAAGGCGCAACUCCUGGAGGAUAUUGUUCCAUAUGUUGUUCCAGUCAGCGAGUCCCUCCUCGAAUAUCUGUCCGAUGAGACUUUCAAGCCGGUUGCGUCCCCAUCUGAUGUCGCAUAUGUCGCCAUGACCGCUGGUAACUCCGGCCCGCCCAAGACUGUUGUUUUGGAUCAUGCGACCGUCAUGACUCGCGCCGAAGGAUUCGCAACCACAAUGGCCAUUGCAGACGUCUCUAGAACACUGCAGUUUGCAACUCACAUAUCCGACUCCUUCCUCCAGGAGACCUUCGGUACCUUCAUGUGGGGAGGCUGUGUCUGCAUACCCGCUGAUAUUGAUCCAAUCAAUUUGGCUGCUUCCAUCAAUGCCCUGCACGCCAAUGUGGCGAGCAUCACCCCGACUGCAGCUAGCUUCUUUUCGCCCAGGGAUGUUCCUGGAUUGCGGUCAAUCGCUCUGGGCGGUGAAGUUGUCACUCAGAGUAUACUUGAUCGUUGGCAGACCGAUGACCUUCAGCUGCAAGUCUUGUACGGCACAAGUGAGAUCUCAUCCGCUUGUUUCCAUUUAUUUUGCUCCACAGAGCAGAAUCAGACUGCUUCCAUCGGAAAAAGCUCAUCCUGCGCUUCCUGGGUCAUUGAUCCCGCAAAUCAUGACCGCCUUGUUCCAAUUGGCAGUGUUGGUGAACUUGCUAUUGAGGGCCCUAUCCUCGCUCGUGGAUAUUUGUAUGACAAGGUUGCCGAGAGCAAUGAUUUCUUCCGGAACCCCUCGUGGAUGUCCGACCGCGGCGAUGUCGAGACUUGCUUCUUCAAGACCGGGGACCUCGUUCGUUAUAACUCCGAUGGUUCGCUCACAUUCGCUGGUCGCAAAAACACAGGGACUGAAUCUGGUCUUGCUGCGGAUAUUUUCCACACCCAGGAGCAGAUUGAUGCGGCCCUGGAUUCUCAAAACAAAUCAUUUGUUCAGAGAGUCCAGCUGGAGAUUGGUGGUACGAAGACCCAGUCCUUGAUCGCGGUCAUUGUAUCCUCGGACACCGUCUCGACCACCUUCGGGGAUCCUGUCAUUCAUCCAUCCCUCCCAGAACUGAAAUCCUCGAUCUCAAAUCUGUACAGCCAACUAAGUAUCAAACUACCUGCAAUGAAGGUCCCGAGUAUUUACAUUCCCAUCUCCUCCCUCCCCCUCACCUCUGCUGGAAAGCUCAACCGUAAUGGAUUAACUACAGAGAUACAGAAACUUUCAAGCAGUGCACUCGAAUCAUACAACGUCAAGUAUUGGAAUGGCUCCAAGGCUGCCAAACGAGUCUCACCCCAUGCUAGUCUCCCAAAAUCUAGUGCUGCAUUCUGGUCGGAAUAUCUCGCGGGCGUGGAGGCUUGUAUCUUCCCUGCUCUCAAUCAUGAGGCGGAGAAGAACAGCCGCGAAACGCUCACGCUCAGCAAGCCGACUGCCAAAAUCCAUGCCUUUAGCAAGAUUUCUGGCUUGCCAACUGAGACUCUGUUCCAAUUUGCUUGGGCUCUUGUCCUGAGGUGGUAUAUCGGCUCAGACGAUGUCUGUUUCGGGUACUUCCGUAAUGGAUCCAAACACGAAAAAUCGGAAAUUCCUGAAGUCGCAGCUUGCCGAUUUAUGAUCCAAAACGAGCUCAGUUUGCAGAAGACUUUGCAAAAAGCGAAAGCGAACUGCGAGAAUAUUGCAAUCAACGUGGCAUCUUUGGACGCAGUCAAGCACCAUCUCGGAAUUGACGAUUCGACUCUCUUCAACACAUCCCUUAGCUAUCGCUCUACUCCAUCCGCCCUCAAACGGAGUGCCGUCGAGCCAAGAACUUCCAACGUCUACGAUAUCUCUAUCGAUGCCGAUGUUUCACACUCCGUCGCGGAGAUCCAGUUCAACUUCGCCGCGCACGUCCUCUCUACCUCUCAGAUGGACCAUGUCAUUGAUAUGUUCAGCCAGGUUUUGGAUGACCUGAUUUCCCAGAAUUUCAGCCAACGCACAAUCGGUGACGUCGACAUGCUUUCCGAACGAUCUAUGCGCCAAAUUCGGCAAUGGAACGCCGAAUCGCCACCCAAAGUAGAGAAGUGUGCCGACGAACUCAUUCAGCAGCAGGCACUCCUUCACCCUCGGGCGGAAGCCAUCUGCUCGUGGGAUAAAGACUUUACAUACGGUCAAUUGGAGAUCGUUUCCAGUCGCCUUGCUCGCCAUCUCUCAGGCCUCGGCGUCAAGCCCGAAGUAUUCGUCGUUCUAUGUUUCGAGAAAUCAGCCUGGGCCGUAAUUGCCCAGAUUGCAGUCAUGAAGGCUGGAGGCGCUUUCGUUUCAAUUGAUCCCUCUCACCCCGACUCGCGACUGAAAAUGCUGAUUGGUGAGGUUGGAGCUGAUCUUGUCCUCUGCUCUUCUUCUGUCCACGCCAAGGUAUCCAAACUUUGCGAGCAGACCUUCUCUGUUUGUCAAACAUCUGUUUCGCAACUGCCGGAGUCACCUUUGGCCUUGCCUGGCGUCCGUCCCACACCUCAGAAUGCCGCGUACUCAAUCUUCACUUCUGGUACUACAGGAAAGCCAAAGGCAACCGUGGUUGAACAUACCGGCCUCAGUACCACAUCGCUGGCUAUGUCCGAACCGAUGAAUCUCAAUACCGGUACGCGCGCUUUGCAGUUCUCCAACUACACCUUCGACGUCAGCAUUUUGGAGAUCAUCAUGGUUCUGAUUAACGGUGGCUGCAUUUGCAUCCCAAGCGAGGAGGAGCGCAUGAACAAUUUGGGAGGCGCUAUUUGCCGCAUGCGCGUCAACUACAUGACGUCGCCCCCUGCCAUUGUCAAUACCCUGGAACCCACCAGCGUUCCUUCCCUUAAGACCAUUGUUACAGGUGGUGAGAAGAUGCCCGCGAACCACAUUGACCGUUGGCACGAUCGAUGUGUCAUCAAUGCCUAUGGACCGUCGGAGGGCACUGUCAUGUCGACGGUUGGCGUGAAGGUUGACACGGAGGGUAAUCGUGUCAACAACGACCCGACAUCCAUUGGAACAGCUCCGAACUGCCGAACCUGGAUCGUCGACCCUAACAACUCCAACCGCCUCCUCCCAGUUGGCGCGGUUGGUGAGCUUGUCAUCGAAGGAAGCAACGUUGCCCGUGAAUAUCUUGGUAACGAGGAGAAGACCAAAGCUGUCUUCUUUGAAAACCCCGCCUGGAACCGGCACCCUGGUUUGCAGGGCGUAUUCAAGCGAUCUGAUCGCAUGUAUCGCACUGGUGAUCUUGUCCGUUACGCUAGCGAUGGCAGCCUGAUAUUCAUUUCUCGGAAGGACACCCAGAUCAAGUUCAACGGAGUCCGGAUUGAACUCGAAGAAAUUGAGCACCAGUGCUCACGCUGCCUUCCAGAAAAUUCGCAGGUUGCUGUCGACGUCGUGGUCCCCGAAGAACGUUCCAUCGCAAAGGGACUCGCUGCAUUCUUCACUUUGCACGACCCAGAAUCCAACGGCGGGAGCAGCGAUCAAUUCACUCCCACAAUCCCAGGUGCCGACCCACUCUUGCUUCCCAUCUCGGUAUCCAAUAUGGAUGCCAUCCAGAAGUUGAAGGGCUCAUUGCCUGAGCUGCUGCCUCAGAACAUGAUGCCCCGGCUCUUUUUCCCGCUGAGAAACCUUCCAUUCACCACUUCCGGCAAGAUUGAUCGACGCAGGCUGAAGGCCAUGGUCCAGACCUUAUCUAAGGAUACGCUCAAGUCUUACACCACGUUCAAGACCACUGAUCAGAAAGAAGAAUCCUUAGGUACCGCUCUCGAGGCCCAGAUUGUGGCCCUUGUGGAAACCACCCUGGGACUUGGCGCUGGAUCUGUCACUGCCGAUGACAGUUUCUUCGCUCUCGGUGGCGAUUCCCUUUCUGCGAUGAACCUUGUUGGAGCAGCUCAGGCGGAAGGCAUCGCGCUGACUGUCUCGAGCAUAUUCAAAUCUCCCCUUUUGAUCGACAUGGCCAAGAGUUGUGACGCUGCUGGUGGAGCGAUUCAGACCAAGCAAGCAGAUGUCAAGUCCUUCUCUUUGAUUCCCCGUGAAGUUGACCAGGAUGCCUUGUUCGAUGAGGUCACCGACAACUGCGAGGUUUCCAAGGACCUCAUCACCGACAUUUACCCUUGCAGCGCGGUGCAAGAGGGCCUACUCACCCUCUCCAUCAAACACAACGGUGCUUAUGUGGCUCAACCAUCGUUCCGCCUCCCCGAUGCUGUUGAUUUACCUCGGUUCAAGCAGGCCUGGCAACAGACCGUUGCUGAUCUCGAAAUUCUGCGCACUCGCAUCGUCCACACCGAGGCCAUGAACUUUGCCCAAGUUGUUCUCAAGGAUGUUGCUAUUCCUUGGGUGCAAGUGAAGUCAUUCGAGGAGCUUCCGAUGGACUUCACCCACCUGCCCAAACAGAACGGUGCUCCUUUGACUGGGUACGCUCUGGUUCGGCCUCAUGAUUCAGCUCCUGUGCACUUUGUCUGGUCAGUUCACCAUGCACUUUACGACGGAUGGAGCAUUCCAUUGGUGUUCCGUCGGUUAGAGGAGAACUAUUUCGGCACUAAAACAAAGCAAGCUGGAACGCCCUACAGCCUCUUCAUCGACUACCUUACGAAGAAGGACAUGGAGGAAUCAGAUGCGUUCUGGAAGACCUAUCUGGCCGAGGUCUCUAGCACACCCUUCCCCGUGAACAAGAAUGCUCUUCCAGACGCCAUGCGGGCUGGAAACACUCAGCAUCAUACUCUCAGGAUUUCCCGCUCCCCCGAGAGCGUGGACCUGACACUGCCAGUUCUGAUUCGUGCUGCUUGGGCUAUCGUGAUCGGUACCCACACCUCAUCUGGUGAUAUUUGCUUUGGUGAAACCCUCUCGGGUAGAAACAUCGAUCUUCCAGGAGUUGCUGAGAUUGCUGGGCCUGUUUUGACCACAAUCCCCACUCGAGUGAAGGUGGCGAAUGACAUGUCAGCUCUGGAAUACCUGCAGAGUAUUCACAAGUCGACUACUGAGAUGAUUCCCCAUCUUCACCAUGGCCUUCAGCGCAUCCGUCAACUCAACAAAGAUACCUCAUCUGGUUGUGAAUUCAACAAUCUACUGGUCAUUCAGCCUGGCGAAGAUCUCAACAGCAAGAUCUUGAUCCACGACAAGCGUCAGGCUGCCAGCGAAGACUUCUUCACGCACCCGCUUGUUGUUGAAUGUGCCGUCACCAAGACCGACAUCAAAUUCACUGCUCACCAUGACGAACUCGUGAUCAAUGGGUGGCAGACCAAACGUCUCACGGAACAAUUCGCACACGUACUUGAUCAACUGAUCUCGAUGCCGAAGAGCAGCACCAUGAAGGUUGGAGAUUUGGACUUGGUUAGUGCCGAGGACAAAGCUGAAAUCGCUACCUGGAACCAGCGAACUCCUUUGGUGGUUGAACGUUGCGUUCAAGACUUCAUCCGAGAGAAGUGUGAUGAAACCCCGAACGCCCAGGCUGUAUGUGCCUGGGAUGGUAACUUGACUUACAGAGAGUUCUGGGACCUUGCAUCAGGAUUCGCAAAUUACCUUGUCUCUCGUGGAGUUGGCCCCGAAGUGUUUGUCCCAGUAUGUCUGGACAAGUCAGCUUGGGCGAUGGUCACGCUCAUCAGUAUUCUGAUUGCCGGUGGUGGCUACGUGCCAUUGGAUCCCUCUCAUCCAACCUCACGACACGAGGAGAUUCUUGCCGACGUCGGCGCCAACAUGAUCCUUUGUACCCCUAACUACACCAGCCGCUACAGCCGUGUUGUUAAGACAGUUAUUCCAAUCAGCAGAGAGACCAUCAAGGCCUAUGGGUCAUUGAAGGCUUCUCCUCGGGGUCGGGCUCAGGUCCAGCCUUCCAACAUGGCAUACGCACUGUUCACUUCUGGCAGUACAGGCAGAGCCAAGGGCAUUAUUGUUGAGCACCGCAAUGUGGUUAGCAGCAUUAUGGCAUUCGCUCCAUGGGUUCGCAUGGAUGAGACGUCUCGCGUUUUCCAAUUCGCGUCUUUGACCUUCGACGCUGCCGUGAUGGAAACACUUGCCAUCCUCAUGGUGGGUGGUACUAUUUGCGUACCAAGUGAAGACGACCGUCUCAACGAUGUUGCUGGUGCCAUUCGCCGUCUGAAUGUGACAUGGACAUUCCUGACUCCUUCGAUUGCUAGCAUCAUCGAGCCAUCCUCUGUUCCCUCACUGAAACACCUUGUCUGCGGUGGUGAGAAGAUGUCCAAGGAAGUCAUCACGAAGUGGGCCAACUCUGUCCACCUGAUGAAUGGAUACGGACCAACAGAGACGUGUGUCUUUGCUGUUGUUGACAAUGCCGUUGCCACAAGUCUUGACCCUGCGCGCAUUGGAUAUGGUAUUCCCAGCACCUUGACUUGGAUCGUUGACCCGGACAAUCACGAUCGCCUGACGCCCCUUGGCGCUGUGGGCGAACUCGCUUUGGAGGGUGCGGCUCUUGCUCGAGAGUAUCUCAACAACCCAGAGAAGAAUGCAGAGGCAUUCGCUUACGACCCUGCUUGGAUCAAGGAUUUCAAGCCUGCUGUUCCUGGACCCCGCAGGAUCUACAAGACCGGUGAUCUCUGCUACUAUAACCCCGACGGCUCUAUUGAAUACAUCAGUCGAAAGGAUCACCAGGUGAAGUUGCAUGGUCAACGCAUGGAACUCGGCGAGAUCGAACAUCGUCUGAUGGAGAACUCUCUCACCCGCCAUGCCGUCGUCAUUCUUCCGAAGAAUGGUCCGCUCAAGCAGCGUCUCGUCACUGUGAUGUCUUUGAACAGUGUGGCAGCCGAUAACAGCCUUAUCUCUGAUAAGCCUUGUGAGCUUGUCUCCGAGGACGAGCUGGAGCGCCACGCCUACAAUGAGCUGAUUGAUGUCCAAAAGACCCUUGAGCAACAGCUUCCUGUCUAUAUGGUGCCGCAGACAUGGGCUCUGAUCUCCAAACUGCCCAUGCUGGUAUCUGGCAAGCUCGACAGAAAGAAGAUCACCGCUUGGCUGGAAGAUAUUGAUGAUGACUCUUAUGAUCGCAUCAUGGCUGACUACGACCGCAUCAAGCGGGGCAAGACCGAAGAGAAGCCCCAAGAAAAGGAAGAGAAAGACGAUUCUCUCAAGUGCAUUCGUGAGAUCAUCGCACAGGUCUUGAACAUCUCUCUUCCCAAGGUCAAGGCAGACCGUUCUUUCGUCAGCCUAGGUGGCGACAGUAUCACUGGAAUGGCGAUCAUCUCUCGUGCCCGCAAGCAAGGCCUAGUGGUGACUUUGCAUGACAUUCUGCAGAGCCGAUCGGUCAAAGAGCUCGCCCAGGCAGCCAAGGCGAAGGCAUCGAUUUCUCAACGCGAAGAGAAGUCCGGCGCGCGCUUUUCUUUGUCGCCAGUCCAGAAGCUUUACUUCCAGAGCUCAACUGCCUACCAAAUCGAUGCCCGAUUCAAUCAAAGUAUGACUGUCAAAAUCACACGCCGAUGCGAGGCAGAGGUCCUUCGUCGCGCCAUUAAGGCUGUGGUUGGACAGCAUGCUAUGCUCCGUGCUCGAUUCACCGCAACAAACGGUGAUUCAUGGCAACAAAAGACUGUCGCGGUACGUACCUCAGGAAAUUUCGAAGAUACGUCUGCUAAUCAUGCACUACAGGAGGUUGAAGAGUCAUUCCGGUUCCGUGUUCACUCCGUUGAUGAUGCCAAAGCGAUGGUACCAAUGAUUGGAGAAAGCCAGACAUGUCUCAACCCCGUUGAUGGCCCAAUUCUGGCCGCUGACCUGUUCAAUGUGGGCACCGGGGGUCAGGUUCUCUUCUUGACUGCUCACCAUUUGUGCAUUGACAUGGUAUCUUGGCGCAUCGUACUUCAGGAUCUCGAAGAACUUGUUGUGUCUGGUUCUCUAUCGCUGGACAAGGCUCUGUCCUUCCAAAGCUGGUGCGCAUUGCAGACAGAGCGUGCUAAGACCCACGACGCCAAUAUCUCGUUGCCCUUCGCACCCAUCAAGCCUAAUCUCCAGUACUGGGGUAUGCAUGAUGCCCCCAAUGUCUACGGAGAUAUCAAGAUGGAAUCAUUCACUUUGGCUGAAGACGCCACCAACUUCAUUCUGGAUGGCUGUCACAGUGUUUUCCGAACUGACACUGUUGAUAUCCUCUUGUCUGCUAUCAUUCAUUCCUUCGGUCGGACUUUCACCGAUCGCAAGGUUCCCACCAUUUACAAUGAGGGACACGGCAGAGAGUCAUGGGAUGCAAACAUUGACCUUUCAAGAACUGUUGGCUGGUUCACCACCAUGGCACCCUUGCAGGUCGACUCUGAAGCCCGUAAGUCAUCGUUUCUCCAUUCGAGAAACACUAAGCUAAUAUCAAUAGGUGCCCUGAGUGAUAUUAUCAAGCGUGUUAAGGAUACACGUCGCAAGAUUGCGGACAAUGGAAGACCCUUCUUUGCUAAGAACCUUCUUCAGGAACAGGGCGCCGACUUCCCCGUCCCAUUGGAAGUCCUAUUCAACUACCUCGGCAAGAUGCAGCAGCUCGAGCGCUCGGAUUCACUUUUCCACCAUCACGGCAGUGCUUUUGAUAGCUCAGACUUUGCCGUUGCUGGUGACAUGGGCCCUCGAACUGCCCGCUUUGCCCUCUUCGAAGUCUCCGCCAUUGUUAUCAAGGAGCGCCUCAACGUGGCUUUCACGUACAACCGAAACAUGCAGCACGAGAUCUCCAUCCGGCGCUGGAUUCUGCAGUGCAAGCAGACUUUGGAAAAAGACCUCCUGAACCUGAGGACAGCCACGCCUGAGCCCACUCUCAGCGAUUACCCGCUACUGCCUAUCAACUACCAUGGUCUUCAGAUGCUGACGAACACCACCUUCCGAAAGGCUGGUAUUCGCAACAAGGACCAAGUGGAGGACAUUUAUCCCUGUUCCCCAAUGCAAGAAGGUCUCUUGCUCAGCCAGUUGCGUGAUCCCAAUGCGUACAUGUUCCACACUGUUUUCGAAGUGAAGGACACUAGAUCCAGCAAGAUGGACGCUGAGAGACUUGCGCGAGCAUGGGAGACUCUUGUUGAUCGUCAUCCCGUUUUGAGAACGAUCUUUGUUGAUAGCAAUUACACCGGUGGAUCCUUUGACCAACUGGUUCUCAAGACAUUGACCGACAACCUUCACCGCGUGGAGUGCCUGGACUCUCAAGUCGAAGAAAAGCUGGCCGCUAUCUCUCUCCGGGACUUGAAUGCCAUGCGCCAGGCGAAGCUUUCUCACCAAAUGACCGUUUGCAGAACGAACUCUGGCAGAGUGAUUAUGAAACUCGAGAUCAACCACGCUAUCAUUGACGGUGGCUCAAUGGACGUUAUACUCCGUGAUCUGACUUUCGCCUACGAUCAAAAGCUCCCCGAGGGUUCAGGCCCAUGCUUCAGUGAUUACAUCAAGUUCAUUCGAACUCAGAGCCAAGGAGAUGCCCUGGGCCACUGGAAGCAAUACUUGGGUGGAGUCAACCCAUGUCACCUCGCCCCCUCAGCUGGGUUCGAAUCGAACCGCGAGCUGAAGGGUGUCCUGAUGAACUUCCAACGAUUCCCAGAGCUCCUCGAGUUCUGUGAGCAAAGCUCUGUCACACUCGCGAAUCUGACCCUAUCUGCCUGGGCAAUCGUGCUUCGGCAAUUUACCGGCUCUGACGAUGUUUGCUUUGGAUAUCUGUCUGCCGGUCGCGAUGCCCCAGUGAAUGGAAUCCAAGACAUGGUCGGAAUCUUCAUCAAUAUGCUUUGUUGCCGAGUGAAGUUUUCCCCCCAGCAGACUCUGAUUGACGUUUCCAAGAAUGUCCAGGAUGAUUACAUUCGAUGCAUUCCCCAUCAGAGUUGCUCUUUGGCAAGCAUCCAACAUGAGCUUGGUUGGCAAGGACAGUCCUUGUUCAACACUACGCUGUCUAUUCAAAACCACUCUGUCGCGGCAGGCUCUAAGGGACAGGGCCUGUCCUUCGAUCUUCAGCACGCACACGAUCCAAGCGAGUAUGCGGUCACUGUGAACGUCGAGAUCGCUCGUGGUCAAGAAGGCAUCCUUCUGAGAUACUGGAAUGAUGUGGUGUCCGAUGAACAAGCGCAGGAAUUGUCUGAUACCAUUGCCAGAGUAUUCACUGGGUUCAUCGAUACGCCAACUGGGACUUUGUCGCAAUCCAACUUCGGUGUCCCUAACUCCACAGACUCAAUGCGCUGGGAUUACUCUCAGACGACGCUUGCCGCCAAUUCCACGUCAAACAAAUCUGUCAAAUCCACAGAAGGAAUCGAUAGCGUUGCUAUGCAAAAGAUCAUUGAUGAUCGUGUCCAUGAGAUCAUCGGUCGGAUGUUGAGAGAAGGGAAACUAACAGUGCCACCAGUUCAAACAGAUUCAAUGUCUAGCUAUGACCACACGGAUACCUCUACAAACUCACAAUACGAGUUAGGAAAUCCAGGGGCUCAUGAUUCGGGUGUUUGUUCGGAGACUGACCACUCCAGCGAGGAUGGUGCGUCGGCUGAAGUGGAAAGAAAAUUGUGGACGCUUUGGAGCACAGCUCUUGGUCUUUCUCCCAACGUGGUGAAACACCAACAGAGCUUCUUCAAGCUCGGCGGUGAUAGUAUCACCGCCAUGAAGAUGGUCAGCGCUGCUCGAGAAGAGGGUCUGGUGCUUACGGUCGCGGAUGUUUUCAACAACCCCGUCUUUGAGGACAUGCUGAGCACUGUUCAAGCAGCCAAUGUCACCCAACAAAUGCUUGAUGUCGAUCUUCAGAUGUCUCACAAGGAUGUCGAGGCAGAAUUUUCUCACGGAGCUCCGGGAAAUCUGGUCACAAACCCUUCGUCCGAAAGCAUCGAGGUGCUCAAGCCAUCUUGGCUUGAUGAUGCUGCGGUUGCGCGUGGAAUUUGCCCUAAGAUUGGAGUAUUUAAGGGCGGCAUCGCUGAUGUUCUCCCGGUCACCGACUUCCAAGCAAUGUCACUGACGGCAACUUUGUUCAAGUCUCGAUGGAUGCUGAACUACUUUUACCUCGAAGGCAACGGUCCCUUGGACCUCCGACGCCUCCGCGCGAGUUGCUUGAAGGUCGUCGAUGCAUUUGACAUCCUGCGAACCGUCUUCGUCUGCUUCCAUGACCAGUUCUUCCAGGUCGUCCUGCGCAAGAUCCGUCCUAGCAUCUUUGUGUACGAGACCGAUCGUGCUCUUGAUGAGUUCACAAUGUCGCUUCAGCAGCGUGACCGCGAAUAUGGACCCCGUGAGGGUGAGCAAUAUGUGCAAUUCUACGUUGUCAAAAAGAAGGGCAGCGACCAGCAUCGCAUCCUGAUUCGUCUUUCUCACACUCAAUACGACGGAGUCUGUCUACCGAAGAUCAUGGCUGCCCUGAAGAAUGGGUACGAAGGCACGCCCUUCGCCCCGAUCAGUCCAUUUGCUACUUAUCUCCGUCAACUGCCAGGGGUGAUUAGUCCAGAUCAUUACCGCCAUUGGUCUGAACUGCUCAAGAACUCCCAGAUGACCCAGAUCGUGCGACGAAACGACACCAGCAUGUUCCAAAAUGUGGGAGCAUACACAGAAAUAAAUCGCAAACUCGAAAUUCCUCCCGCCGCACUUGGCAACGUAACCAUUGCUACCGUCAUGCAGGCGGCUUGGGCCUUGACCCUGGCCAAGCUAGCCGCUCAAUCUGAGGUUGUGUUUGGGUUGACCAUUAGUGGUCGCAAUGCCAAUGUCCCAGGAAUUGAGGACACCGUUGGCCCCUGUGUCAAUGUCAUACCAGUGCGAGUGAAACUCGAUGAGAAUUGGACUGGAGACGAUCUCUUCCGCUACCUCCAAGAUCAACAGGUGGCUAACAUGCCAUAUGAAACCUUGGGCUUCCGCGAAAUCAUCAAACAAUGCACGGAUUGGCCCGACUGGACCUACUUCACCACGUCUGUCUUCCACCAAAAUGUCGACUACGAGGGCACCAUUGAACUUGACACCAAUAAGUACCGCAUGGGAGGUGUCGGUGUCAACGACAACCUCGCAGAUCUGACCAUGGUAUCGCGACCCGAUGGCCCGAACGCCCUUUCUGUGACCCUUGGAUACUCCGAAAAGGGACCUGUCAUGCCGUCUUUCGCGCACAAGGUUCUCGACAUGGCCUGCGAGCUGGCACAGUCACUGAUCGCAACCCCCAACAUGCCACUCCCUUCCGCAACCAUGCUGCGCUCUUUGGAAACCCAGACCAUCGACGACAUGCCUCGUCCAACAGACCAGCACUUCCUCAACUCCCACCUCAAGUCUCGCUCCAUCUCAGAACUCCUGGUGCACUCGGAUAUUCUUUCCCGCUCAUGGCACCAAGUUCUACCAAGCCGCAACACUGCGGCACCAAUUGAAAGCUCCGAUGAAAAGCCAAACCACCCAUCUCCCUUCCAGUUGGACUCGUCCUUCUUCGAUCUUGGAGGCGAUGUUUUCAAUCUGGCUCAGUUGACUUGGCUCCUAGAGCAAGAGGGUCUCAAAGUGCGUCUUGAGGACCUGAUUCAACACACUACUUUCCUAGGCCAGAUGGCCGUCUUGGCAUUGCAUAAUGCAAAGCACGUUGAAGAUCUUCCCGCCGAGGAGACACUCGCAACAGGUGCCGCGGGACCUGAUCCUGUUCCCCGUCUGAAAAAGGCCAACACAUGGGACAAGGCAAGGAUGCUUGCUCGCAAGUUGACUCGUCGUAACAACAAUCUUGUUGCCAAUCGAGCAUGA